AUGGCUCCCGAGAUCCUGAACAACCAGAGGUACGGCCUGAGCCCCGACUACUGGGGCCUGGGCUGCCUCAUCUAUGAGAUGAUCGAGGGCCAGUCGCCGUUCCGGGGCCGCAAGGAGAAGGUGAAGCGGGAGGAGGUGGACCGCCGGGUCCUGGAGACGGAGGAGGUGUACUCCCCCAAGUUCUCCGAGGAGGCCAAGUCCAUCUGCAAGAUGCUGCUCACCAAGGACGCGAAGCAGAGGCUGGGCUGCCGGGAGGAGGGGGCGGCGGAGGUCAAGAGGCACCCCUUCUUCAGGAACAUGAACUUCAAGCGCCUCGAAGCCGGCAUGUUGGACCCGCCCUUCGUUCCCGAUCCCCGGGCCGUGUACUGUAAGGACGUGCUGGACAUCGAGCAGUUCUCCACCGUGAAGGGCGUCAACCUGGACCGCACGGACGACGACUUCUACUCCAGGUUCUCCACGGGCUCCGUGCCCAUCCCCUGGCAGAACGAGAUGAUAGAAACGGAGUGCUUCAAGGAGCUGAACGUGUUUGGACCUAACGGUACCCUCCCACCAGACCUGGACCGGAGCCACCCUCCGGAGCCACCGAAGAAAGGGCUGUUCCAGAGGAUCUUCAAGCGCCAGCACCAGAACAAUUCCAAGAGUUCACCCAAUUCCAAGACCAACUUCAACCACCACAUCAACUCCAACCACGUCAGCUCCAACUCCACCGGGAGCAGCUAG
Molecule: messenger RNA, 720 nt
Organism: Pipistrellus nathusii (Nathusius's pipistrelle)
Lineage: Eukaryota; Metazoa; Chordata; Mammalia; Chiroptera; Vespertilionidae
Source: the annotation of a GenBank genome assembly